CAUUUCGCACUUCGCCACAUUCACACUCACUUUCAGAUAUGCGAUUUUUGAUUCUACUUUCUACAUUCCUAUUUAUUAAUUCUGCUCAACACAGUUUUGAAGACGACGAUGAAUUACCUUUCAAGACAGAUAAUUUUCCAACUUUACUCGACGAGUCCAAUUCGAAUUCAGGUGAAGAAAAAGAUGAACUAGCAAUAAGUUAUUCUGAUCAAGCGAAUACUCUGAAAAAUCGUUUGAAAAUGAAAAGUAUGUUCAACAAAAAUGGCCCGCCAGCUAUUGGAACCGAUUUAUUUUCAAAUGCUGCAAUUGAAGAAAAUGUCAAAAAACUUUCCUACGAAGGUUCCGGAGAAGCUGUGGAAGACCCCGAACCAUCAACUACAGUCGAUUAUUUCAACGCUGCCAACAAUUCUGCAGUGGAAGACGCUGUAGUUGAGUCAUCCUCGAAUUCAAGCACGCUAUACGAACAGAACACAAGUGACGCUCAAGUGGAAAUCAUUUCUGACAUUCUGUAUCAAAAAACUGAAGCUGAAGUCAAUGCCGUUCAGCCGGCAAUUCAAACGAAAUACGACAAGGAGGAUGAGGCGGUUGAGGAGAGCACCAAAUCGACAACUAUUCUGGAUUAUUCUGGAAAUGAUACAACUACCAAAGUCUCCUGCCCACCGCCUCCAAUUUGCGGGAAAAACUGUUUUGUAGCGUUAAACAAGAAUGGGUGCCAAGAUUGUCAGUGCUUAUGGCUAGCUCAAGACUGUGAGAACGAUGAGGAGUGUUCCGCGAGUAACCAGUAUUGUGAUUUGGGAAAGUGCAAUUGCCGAGAUGGUUAUCAACAGAAUAUGAGCAAAUCUGGAGUGUGUGAAAUUGAACUUUCAACGAAAGAUACCAAGUCGAAAAAUUCUAAGGAAAAAGCUAUACCUGAAAAUGAAUUCAAACGAAACAAAAGAGAAUCCAAACCACGACUAUCUGAACGACUCGAAUGGCCAGGCGUUUGUGAUAAGAACGAGCAGUGCCCGGACAAUUUAGUUUGUAUUCAUGGAGAUUGUUGGAGUAUUCCGGACAAAAUGCAACGACCACACAUUACGACACACAAAAUUCCUAAUGUGAUUAUUUCGAGAAAUACAGACGAGGAAGAAGAGGAAGAAGUCACUGAAGACGAAGAAAAAAGUGUAUCAUUUGGUACUGACGAAUUAAUGGAGCCUUCAACUCAAAGUACAACAGUUAUCACCACUACACCAAUAGUAAUUACGAGCCCGGUGACGGAAGUAUUGAAACGGGGAAUGGCUAGAUUUGUAUCAGAAGAUUUUGCAAAACAAUUACAACGGACUACCGCCAAAGUCAAAAAAUAUGAUUGGUUUCCGCCAACCACUACAGCAACAACACCAACUACACAAUUUUACAAGACAACAAGAGAAGUUCCUACGGCGCCUCCACUGACUAUUGAUCAUUUUUUCAUUAUUGAAACAACAUCUUCUCCUUCCCUCACUCCACGAAAAAUUGAAAAUGAUCACAAGUUGGAGUAUAUGAAAGAGAGGAAACCGAAUUUUCUUGGAGUGAAAGAAGAAGCUCUGGAAAUGGAAUACCCUGCGUCGUCUCAAUCGCAUAUAAAAAAGAUUCACCUGGAGAUGCCACCAACUCUUCUCCCACAUCGCCGAAAACCCAAAAAGAUGAAAACGACCACACCGAAUCCAGAUGAUGCGUCGGAAGUUGAAGAGAUGAAUAGUGUGGACGAGAUUGAAUUCCCGAUAUCUUCAAAAAUCCAGAACGGUUUCAAGAAGCCACGCGCUUUGAGUGCCGAACCAACACGAGAGGAAUUGAAAGACCACAAGAGUUUAGUUGAUUUAUUCAAUUCACACGCGGCUAAAGUUUCGGAAAAGGAUGAUGGUGAUGAUGUCAAGCCAAGUUUCGAGAUUUUGCAAACUUUUUUGAAUACAAGCCCGGAGCCGGAUACCGAUAUACUGGUGUCUCUGGCAACAGAAGACCCUUGGUCAACCACGAAAUUCUCCCCAGUCCCGGAGUUACCAAUUGAAGAUAAAAUAUUAACUGAACGGAAACCAUGGAUGAUCCACCAAGGAAAACUAUCCAACAUUGCUCCCUUAUCAAACAUCAGUGGUGAUAUGGCAUCUGACGACCCACCAGAGGUGACACCAGAGCCGGCACCUUUUCAACAGCACCAGAUGGGAGUUUGGUAUCCGAUGAAAAAAGGAGACAUUCCGCACCUGGGAAUAUUUAGUGGGGAGUUCAGAAGGGCUCCGUUGAAAAAAAUCAGAACCGCCAGUGACAUCAGGCUCUAUAAUGAAUAUACCAGAGCAAAUCGUCUCAAUAGACCAAUUAGAAUAGAAAUGGAUAAUGCUGCUGCUUACGUAAGGAACGAGUGUCAAACAGAUAGCAACUGUGGUAUUCAAACUGUAUGCUGCACGAAGAAAUGGUGCGACAGAAGUAAUAAUUGUGGUACCGGAAAGUUUUGUCUGACAAGUUGCUCGUCGACAAAACUUACCUUUUUACCAUCUGCAAAUCAUGCUGAAAGCGUAAUUGAUAUUAUGUAUGAUUAGGUUUAUAUUGCAAAAUUAGAAUAAUGUUGUUCAUAUUUAUGUCUGUGUGUACUUAUUAAUUAAAUGAAGAGUGGGGAACAAUAAAACGAAUCGGAAACGAAUUUAA
Messenger RNA from Caenorhabditis elegans, 2649 nucleotides. RefSeq lists its product as uncharacterized. The transcript is spliced from 19 exons. Bases 39 to 2543 code for a protein of 834 amino acids. The record is from RefSeq and is marked reviewed. NCBI's taxonomy places the organism in Eukaryota, Metazoa, Nematoda, Chromadorea, Rhabditida, Rhabditidae.